Melampsora larici-populina 98AG31 is the source of this 1315-nucleotide messenger RNA. RefSeq lists its product as uncharacterized. Lineage: Eukaryota; Fungi; Basidiomycota; Pucciniomycetes; Pucciniales; Melampsoraceae. The coding region runs from base 489 to 815 and encodes 108 amino acids. The transcript is spliced from 3 exons. The record is from RefSeq and is a predicted model, not a curated record.
AAUGUUUUUGAAGAAGAAGAAGGCAAGGAUGAUGACAGAUUAUGAUGAUAACCCUGUAAGUGACUUUCUUGAAUGAUAAAUAUGGUACUGAGGGUGAUUAUAAUAAUGAGUUAAAUGGAGGAGAAGGCACCUUGAAUCGAUCCAACACUGAUAGAAGUAGACCAAGACCACCAUCGAUUCUAGAACGACACUUUGGAGCGCCUUCAUUACCUGCCCAAAGUUUUCAACCGGGACAAAUUGUGAAUUAUUCACCACCUACUAAUCAUUUUCCUCCUCAUCCACCUGCUCUGUCUUCUCAAUUUGCUAAUUAUCCACCUCAAGGAGGUUAUGGUGCUGAGCUGGGCCCUGGAGGAUAUGGAAAUGAAGUGGAAACGGGUGGGUAUGGGAAUGCGGUGGCUACUGGUGGGUAUGGAAACGCUGUGGCUCAGGGUUAUAAUACCCAUUAUAAUAAUUCACCACCUUCUCGUCCAGUUUACCCAAAUGAAGCGAUGAUGUAUCAACAAGACCCAAAGCAAGCUACGUUGAUGAGAGAACCAUCAGGAAAACUCAAGAACCCCUAUGAAGGAGUUGAAGAGUACAAUCAUCAAGAAGAUCGAUCUGGUACACCUACUCAACCUAACUUACAACAAUCUUACUUUGCUCUUUCUCAUCCUGAUUCGUUGGGUAGUGCUGCUCAAUCACCUGCUCCUGUGCCUACUACUAACAAUACUAAUACUCAUCAUCAUCAAGAGAAUGGGAUCAAAGAAGAUCGAGCUCAACGUACUUUGAGUGUUAUGAAUGGAGAAUCUCAGUAUAAUGAUUUUCAUGGGUUUUGAGUCUUGAAGAGCUGGUUUUCCAUUUUUCUUUUUUUUUAAGUAGAACUUGAAAUCUUUUUAGGUUGAUGAUGAUGAUUUGUUUUUUUUGCUUUGGUGUGGAAAUCUUGAUGAGUUUCUACUACCGUCCAAAGAAAAUUUACUUAAAGGAUCAUUUCAAAUCAGUUGCCUUUUUUUUUAAAAUCUUUUUUCUUUUUUUUUUGUUGGAUUAAUCUUCUUGAGAGCGUUUUUGUUUUUUUUCAUCAUGGAACAGAAUGAAGGAAAACUUUUUACAACUUUUUCAAGGUUUUUUCUCUUUUUUCCCUUUUUUUUUUCUGUGUGUGUGUGACUGUGUGUGUGUUUUACUUCAAUCGCUAUUUCAUUCGUUUUUUUUUUACAACAAUUAUUUACUUUUUUUACUUUUAAAGAAUUUUUUCUCUUUAUGUUUUUUUAUAUGAAUUUAUUUGGAUCAAAUCGAUUGAUUGAUAAACUAAAGAAAUUUAAAAACCCUAUUAAAACCAAUU